AUGGGGAAACGGACAGCGAAAAGUUCGAGAUCCCAAACCUUACCUUCAUCUCCUUCGCAUUCUUUCUCUUCUUCUUCUUCCUCCGAUUUCGAAUUCACCAUCUCCGUUUCACCUCGUCAAGCUUCCACUGCGCUUUGUCCUGCCGAUGAGCUUUUCUACAAAGGUCAGUUACUUCCUCUCCAUCUCUCUCCUCGUCUCUCCAUGGUUAGAACGCUUAUUCUCGCCUCCUCUAGUACCUCGUCUUCUUCCGACACUAAUAGCACCUCAGCAUCGCGCGAUUCCACCGGAAGUUCCACUGAAUCUCACUCAUCCUUCAGUAGCGACAUCGUGCUACUCGGCGAUUGCGAUUCCUCUAGACCUAGCUCCGUUACUGAAGACGAUGAGUUCAGAGCGCGAUUCGGUAUCAAUAAUACGAAAAAUCACAAGAAGAAUCACUCCAAUCCUAAUUUGCAAAGUCCGAUUAAGAAGAGUAAAUACUUCUCACUCUCGAGAUUUUCUUCUGUGUUCAGAAAAGAAUCGACGACGAAGAAUAAUAAUCCAGAAUCUGAAACGGUAUCUGGAUCGCAGGUUAAGAAAAUCAGUUCCUCAGCGAAGGAAGUUUUCAGGAAGUAUUUGAAUAAAGUGAAGCCGUUGUACGGAAAAAUUUCACAAAAACAGCAACAGCAAAAUGAAUGGAAAACGAAGAGUGAUAGAUCUGGUAAGGAGGAUAAACUAUCAGAUGUGGAGUUUUCAAGCAAUAACUCCGGGAAAGAAAGUGGAUCGAGAGCUCUAUCGCAUUCAUUUUCCGGUAAUUUAAAAUAUCCGAGAAGAAGAAACGUUGCGUCGAGUUGUCCUUCAUCGAUUAGGUCAUCGCCAAGCCAUUCCGGCAUUCUAUCGUCUCGAACCGGAUUAUCGAGCAUGUAUUCAGCUAACAGAGUCGGAACGACGAUGAACCACGGCAACAACACGUCGUCUAUGGAGGAAUUGCAGAGUGCGAUUCAAGGUGCAAUUGCUCACUGCAAAAGCUCCAUGGUGGAAAGCAAGAGGAGGACGACAACGACAACGACGACGAUGAGUAAUGAGAUUUGA
Messenger RNA from Cucumis melo (muskmelon), 1068 nucleotides. RefSeq names its product probable membrane-associated kinase regulator 1. Gene Ontology annotation, molecular function: kinase inhibitor activity. The record is from RefSeq and is a predicted model, not a curated record. The transcript has a single exon. Gene Ontology annotation, cellular component: plasma membrane. Lineage: Eukaryota; Viridiplantae; Streptophyta; Magnoliopsida; Cucurbitales; Cucurbitaceae. The coding region runs from base 1 to 1068 and encodes 355 amino acids.